UAAAAAGUAACAAGGGAAUCGAUAACAAGUCCCCGAGAUCCGUUAUUUCGGAACCGUUACUUUAUAAUAGUUUUUAAUGAACUUGAAUCAUAUUUCAGUACGAACACUAUUACGAUACACAUCUUUAACCUAAAGUGUAUUACUGAAACAUAAAAUACGCGUUUUGGUCUUUAAGCAGAUGAACGAAAAAUCCUUCUUUGUUUGCAUACUUUAAUUUGUGAUUUCAAAAGUGAAAUUUUUGAAAAAUGUUACUUUUAUUUUUAAUCACUUUUUCAGGAUUUUUUAGCACUCAAGUCUCGGCCUCAGGUUAUGCAGCCUAUUGCGACCAAGUAUCGAGAUUUAAUGGUACAAUUGAAGAUAGACAUGUUUCGUCAAGAGGAUAUAAUUCAGAUUCUAGUAGCAUACAUUAUCGCUGUUGGAAGAUUUCCGUACCGGAUGAUCAUUUCAUUCGUAUAAAAUUUCAGACUAUAAAUUUUGAAAAUGAGGAUUGCGACAAUACAUAUUUAGAAAUUACCAUGAAAAACACAGAUGAAGGAUAUUAUUUUUGCAGAAUGUAUGAAGUAUUUACACGUACAACUGUUCUGUAUGCAUUUACACCUAUAACUGCUCUUUCAGAUGUACACAUAAGAUUUACUGCUUAUUAUACAGCAAAUUUUGAGCUAGACUAUGAAAUUAAACACGUUGAAUGUUCUCGUUCAGACAGUUUCCACUGCACAUCUUAUUCCUGCAUUCCGAAGUCACGUGUUUGUGAUGAAGUACUGGAUUGUUUGAAUGGCGCAGAUGAAGCUGGCUGCGCGACUGGAAUCAAUAGUGUUGAGGGUAUAGCAGAAGUUCGUAACAAAUCCAUCGCUUGGCUGAGAAAUAAGAAAUCUCCCUUGAAGGGUUGGCGAGAUAACACAGUGAUAGCUAUAACAGCCUUACAUCUGUCGGAAAAGUCUACCUUCAACGGUGGGAAUCUAGAAGAAGAAUUAAUGGCAAAGCAAAUAGAACUUGAAACUGCCGUGGCAUUGUUGAAAGGUACAGUUUCUAACCAGUUGUUGAGUAUGUACAUUAACGCUCUUCUGUUGACUUGUCAAGAUCCUCGACAUUUUUAUGGAAAAGAUUUGGUCAAACUCCUCAAGGACCAGGUAGAAGAAUCCGGGAACUUCACUCACCCGUCUGCUUACUUGGCUCUCUGCAAUGCAAAGGAAGAAUGGCCACACAGGUGGACAUCAGAUAUUGUUUCCGUAUUGAGCAGUGAUUCUGAAUACAGCUUUAUUGGAGAUUUCCAAGCAUUUGCUGUGAUGGCUGUUGCAUGUUAUAAUGAAACAAAAUUUUUAAAUAGAACUGAAAGUGCUGAUUUGUUGUCUGUGUAUCAAAAGACCAUCAAAGAUUUCAAAGAACAUCAACUUCCAGAUGGAAGUUUCGGUAACGUUCACGCAACAAGCCUCAUUACUCAAAGUCUUUUAGCGAGUGGCCAGGAACACACUAAAGACUGGAAGCUGAAAGCAACAGUCAAAUACUUGAUGAAGGAAUUGGGGAGCUUGAAUGCUGACUUCCUCACUUACUAUCUGACCCUCCCGAUUUUGAAUGGAAAAACUUUAACAGACAUUGCAAAUUACAAUUGUUCACAAACAGCAGUAGAUCCAGGAGGGCCAAUUCAAUCUCAAUGCUUGGAUUUAAAGGAACUGAGUGGCAACAUCACCGAAACUUAUCCGGGUCCCAGAAACUACAGAUAUAACAAAUGUUGGAAUAUUUUAAAUCCUGAUAAUAACUUGCUGGAAAUUGAACUGAAACACCUGGAUUUUGAAAGAAAGUCUUGUAGUUACGUUUACCUGACCAUCACAGCCAACAGGACUGGAGAAAGAGUGAAGUGGUGUGGCAACAACGAUGAAAGGAAGCCAAUAGCUGUCCACUCAAAUGUCACUGUUCAUUUCUAUGUUGAUACAUUCGAGCUUACUCCAUUGAGUCGAGAACAUUUUGAAAUAAUCUACAACAUCG
Molecule: messenger RNA, 1980 nt
Organism: Parasteatoda tepidariorum (common house spider)
Lineage: Eukaryota; Metazoa; Arthropoda; Arachnida; Araneae; Theridiidae
Source: RefSeq, a predicted model, not a curated record